CUGUCGUUCUUCUGGCGGGGCCCAGACGGCGACUUAGCGAUGCUCUGUCCCCUGGGCGUCCGGGCAGCCGCCAUGGUCUCGGCGCGUGCUGCCGAGGUGGCGGGGGGGCCCGCGGCCCUGGCCAGCGCGCGGCAUUUGCGCUUCCUGCGUGCAGCCCUUGCGCUCAGCAGCGGGUCUGCGAUGUCGGUCUUGGAGGGGGAUCGCCAGGGCGACCUGGGCAAGCUCAUAGAAUCUGCCGGCCUCGGCGAGCUCGCACCUCACACUCACCCCUCGUGCAAGCUGCUCAAGGCGUUUGCGGACUGGGUGGGCUGUGGCCUCCAUCCAUGGUUCUCUUGGUCCGGCUGUCUGCGCGGCCGCAUCCUGGCCGCGUCGGUACUGAACCACGUCGAGAGCGUCGCGCGGUUGGCGGCGGACGCGGCCAGCCUGGCGGCGCAAGCAGAGAAGCGCGCCAUUGCCUAUGACCAGUUGUUCAGGAGCACCGCUUGGACUGCGGCCAUGCGCAAGGCCGACCCGCAGGCCUCUACGGCAGCCAUGCGCGGUGACAAAGAAGACCCA
Prorocentrum cordatum is the source of this 555-nucleotide messenger RNA. Lineage: Eukaryota; Dinophyceae; Prorocentrales; Prorocentraceae. The record is from the annotation of a GenBank genome assembly.